AUGGGAGUGGGUGACUAUGUCCACUCUAAGGAGGCCGGGCAACCUCGUGCGCACACCGAUAUGGGUCCAUCACAACGCCAACUACGGGCUGCUCAAAGCAAAGUUGAAGUUCCUGUUACUCGCCUGGGUGAUCUACAGUCGAGUGGUCGAGUUGUCUCUCUGGCUUUCCAAGAGCAGAGGAACAUCCCGGAUCAGCAAGCUCGCCCCCCUACCGAAAGUGGAGGACAGCGAGAUAUGUUUGAUACUGACGUUGAAGGGGUGGAUGAUUCAACUAUUGCAGCGACGAGUGUUCACGCAUUUGACGAUGGCCGUUCCCAGGAGCCAUCGGCCAUCAAACACUAUGUUGACUUUGUACCACCGCCAUCUUACUUACCUCGACCUAGUAAUCGUGGCCGAUCAACUUGGUUUGAGGGUUAUAGCGACAACGCCAUGAAAAAAGCUGGCUUUGACACAGACCUCGAAGAUUCUUCCAGCCAGGCUACCUCGUCUGUUGGGGCAGCAGAUGAUGAAAAGAUUGAGGACCAAGCUGUCGAACAGGGCAGCUGGUUCAUGGCUCAUAGGAAUCGCUCGGCCGAAGAGCCGUUGAGCAAACGCCUAGAGAAUUUUUGGUCCGCGCGAAAAAGACAAUCAAAGCCUGUAGAUCAACUGCAGACGAUGUCACAGCCUCAAUCCCCAGUGGAGAUUGUUGUUCCUGAAUUGCAGAGCCAGCCGCGGAAACUAGGCCAUAUGCUGCCUCCUACCGCAGCUAGGAAGAUCACACUUCCCCCUAGCAUGACAUCAACUCCAAGGACACGCUUCAGUCCUCCCAAACCUUCUCUUCUUGAUCAAUUGGACUUGUCUCCUCCUAGAUAUGGCUCCGCGCCACCAUCUCAAACCGGCCGAACUAUAAGCAUCACAGCUUUCCACGAUCACAGUGAUGACGAGGAUGAUACAGGUAAUGAUGAGACGAUACGUCUCAGCAGUCGACGGGCAAGUGGAAAGUCAUUCAACACUUAUGAUAUCACCAACGUGACUGACAAUCACGGCGAGGUCGAGACUCAAGGUCCAUUUCUUUCUCACUCUAUCUCAACCUCUACCUCUAACAAACACUAUCGUCGCAACACAGUCAUCAAUACAAAGAAACGAAAUUUUGAAGCAGAUUACCCUCCCAACCAACUAUACCAAAAAUCAUUUGCUGAGCUACAAGCUGAGCCUUUCGAGAAGAUCCCCACACGGGCUCCCACUCCUGUCAAAUCACCCUCCUUGUCGCCCCAGCCCUCCCUAAAUAUAGCUGCUCUGUCUCCCAACGAUGCCGCAUCUCAUAUUAUGAGCAUCGGCGAGAAGGAUCGCCAAGCAUACCUUUCUCGCAUUUCGGUGGAUGAAUGGGAAGAUUGUGGAGAUCAACUCAUCGACCAAUUCAGCAAACUUCUCACAGAAAUGAAGAAGCUGCGCCGUGCCCGUCGCCAAACGGCUGCGGUAUUUGAAUCCGAGAUCCGACGUCGUCAUGAACUAGUAGAGGCACAGAACUCGGAUCUCUCCCAGAAGCUUGAUGAGAUGCGAACUGGUGGUGCAGAAGUCUUGCGCGGACGCAAGACUUAG
Molecule: messenger RNA, 1578 nt
Organism: Penicillium taxi
Lineage: Eukaryota; Fungi; Ascomycota; Eurotiomycetes; Eurotiales; Aspergillaceae
Exons: 1
Coding region: 1-1578 (525 amino acids)
Biological process (GO): nucleolar large rRNA transcription by RNA polymerase I
Cellular component (GO): RNA polymerase I core factor complex
Molecular function (GO): TBP-class protein binding; RNA polymerase I core promoter sequence-specific DNA binding
Source: RefSeq, a predicted model, not a curated record